CGCGGAUAGCGCUCGACCCGCAACGUAACCGCGCGUUCGAAAUUCAAAAUACAAUUCAUUCCGCACGCGGCUUUUUAAAUUUAAAAUUAUUAAAAUUUUAUUUAAAAUUAAUAAAAUUUAAUUAAACAGUAUUUUUAAAAUAUUUUUCUAAAAUGGUGAGAACCAAGGACGGGGACGGUAUCAAGAGCAAUUUAAUAGUAACGGAAGUGCAGAAGAGGCCUUGCCUGUUUGAUACGAACCAUCCGAAUUACGGAGAUAGAGCUGAAAAGGCUAGGUGCUGGGAGGAAGUGUGCGAGAGCGUCGUGCCUGGCUGGACGGCGCUCGGCCUGGCGGAGAAGUUUGCCGCUGGCAAGGAAGUCCAGAAGCGUUGGCGCUCGAUCCGCGAUUCGUACACGAAGGCCUACAGGCAAGGGAAGUGCGUCCUACCCGAACAGUGCCCCGUGGGCAGCCGCCGCUAUCAGUACCACAGCCAGAUGAGCUUCCUGCUGCGAGCGCUGCAGAACAAGAAACCACGGUACUCGCAAGACAAGUACGAAUCACUCUCCGAAGUGUCAAACUCCCCUCAGCACCAGCCGUCAGAAGACGUGGUGCUCAAGAUAAAACACGAGAUUGUCGACAAACCGCUGGACUUGAAGACGAAGGCCGAAGACAAAGAGAAGGUGGAAACGCUGGAUAAAGGCAACCAGGCUACUAUUGAUAAGGAAAUGAAGAAUCCGUCUUUGGAAAUCAAAAUCGACGCGAAUUCAAUCCUCCCCGAUGACCACUUUGACGACGACAAGUCGUUCAUGAACUCGCUGCUGCCACUCUUCAAGAAGAUGGACGACGACACCAGGCUGCUCUGCCGGAUUGAGGUCUUGAAGAUUAUCAGAUACGCUCUCCAAGGGCACAAAUGCUUCGAAGCACUCAAAAUAGCUGAAGACAGCUUCUUCAAGAACCGUAUGAGCGGUAUCCUGGCCAAAGAGGAGGCGGUCAGCCCAGCCGGCGAGUCCCGGACUGAGAGCAAGCUGUCCAUGACCACCAGGUCAGCUGACGGCAGCCGACCCGUUAGGAAACGCAUGUUGCGUUCGCCGUCCCCUCUGCCUUCGGCGCCGCCUAAAAAGAGAGGUCCAGGACGUCCCAGGAAGGUCCGGCCGCCGCCCUCGGACUCGGACUCGGAGCCGUCCCGGCGGCGCCCCAAGGCCCCCCCCCGGCUGAAGGCCCCCGCCACCCCCCGCACGCACACGCCCGACCUGGACGACUUGUUCGCCAGCGCCACCAGCGUCGCGCAGCUCUCCACGCCCAUGUUUAUGAAGAUGUACAACCUAAGCCGCACAAAGGACGCACCUAUCACUUCAACACCCCACGGCAUGCAGGUAUCGAUUAAAACAGAGCCUAUAGACGACCCAAAUUAAUAUUGUAAUAAGUUACUAUUAUUAUAUUGGAAAUAAUAAAUUACCCUUUUUAAAAGGUGUUUUAUAGGGCAAUAUUUAUACAAGACCCGAAAUAUGUUUGAAAAAACACUUGUAUUUUCUUGUGUAAUAUUUAUUGAUUAGGUGUUUUUGUUUGUAUUAGAAGGUUAAUAGAGUGGAUUUAAAAUUAUGUUUCACGAAAGGAGUACUAAUCCGUUAUUUUGAUUUUAAAGUUACCUGCUCAAUAAUGGCAACACUUUUUAAAAUAGUAGUAGAUCGUCGAACACCGGAAGCCAAUCUCAUUAUCGUAAACGCAAAAAUGUUCUACAAUAUUUUGUCUUUUUGCAAAUAUCCGGUUAGAACCACACGUGUUCGAAGUUCCACAUUUAAAUUAAAACAUUGAUGAAGAAAUUAUCGAUUUGUGAGCUUUUAAAUGUGCUGUCCACAAUAACAUUGGCCCUUUACUAAGCAGGGUUUCUUAGCCAUUUAAAUGUUGUACUAGUUUUAAAAAUAUAUAAUCAUUAUAAAAUAUACAGCGUUGCAAAAAAGAGUAGAAAAUGUUUAUUUAAUUGUAGCCUUUUUCUUGCAGCUUUUUUAUUACUUUUACUUGACAAUAAAUUAAAAACAUUGGCGACUUUCAUAUUUAGAAUACCUAAAGAUUACAAUCUAUUUCAUAAGUUUUGAUUCAGAAUGGAUAAAAAAGAUAUUCACAAAAAAAGAAAAACAAAUGUUGCUAAAAGAAAAAUAUUUCUUCUACAAUUUUUUGACAAACUGUUAUUGUUAGGAUUGUUAAUUGUGAUAAUAUUUUAAUCUAUUCACGCUUGGCCAUUUUCUUUGCGUUAAGUUGCGAGCAUUUUGUAGUGUUAAGUUCGUAUAAGUAUAGUUUUAUAAAGGUUAAGUAAGAAAUCUGUUGUUUUAGGAAUUUUCGCGUAUUCUUGUAAAUAGUUCUCUUUUAAGUUUUCGACGGACAAAGAAAUCGUUUUAGUGAUACAAUUUUCAUUUUCUGAGUGUUAAAGUUAAAUCGUAUCGACAUAGGUGUCGAUUCUGGUACAGACACGAAAUUAUUUGUAACUUAAAAAAUAGCGUCACGUUAUAAUCAGACCGUUUUGUCGUCUGUCCCGCUCAUCAAGUAUCAUAUUCAUUAAUAACUACGCUAAAGGAGCAAAUAGUUGUACUUUAUUGUGUUCAUGAAGUUUCGUAUUAAUUUGUAACUUGUCGGAGCGAAUUUCUGUUCUUUAUUAUGUCAAAACGGCCUUAAGCGUUCCGCUGGUUUAAUUUUACUUUUAAACCUAGCUGUUUUUAUGUAAUUAUAAGUGAAGGACGACACUAGUUUUAGAGCAGUCAAACUAUAACUUUUAAGUUUAUAUCUGCUACAUUCGGCACCGUCUGGUAUUUGUUGUGUAACAUACUAUGAUUAGUUAGAACAUUGUACAUUCCAAUAAAUACAAUAUAACAGACAAUAAAUGUCGUUGAACUAUUGUAUGACAAGAAAAUGUGAAAUAAAUGAUUUUAUAAAUGUA
Molecule: messenger RNA, 2908 nt
Organism: Pectinophora gossypiella (pink bollworm)
Lineage: Eukaryota; Metazoa; Arthropoda; Insecta; Lepidoptera; Gelechiidae
Product: zinc finger protein 260-like
Exons: 8
Coding region: 153-1391 (412 amino acids)
Biological process (GO): regulation of transcription by RNA polymerase II
Cellular component (GO): nucleus; transcription regulator complex
Molecular function (GO): RNA polymerase II cis-regulatory region sequence-specific DNA binding; DNA-binding transcription factor activity, RNA polymerase II-specific
Source: RefSeq, a predicted model, not a curated record